AGUCCUGCUGGCCCAGAUCAUCCAGAUCAUAGCCAAUGAGAAGGUGGAGGACAUCAACAGCAGCCCCCGCAGCCACGCGCAGAUGAGCCACAACGUGGACGCCUGCCUCAGCUUCCUGGACGCCAGAGGAGUGAAUGUGCAGGGGCUGUCGGCAGAAGAGAUCCGGACCGGCAACCUGAAGAGCAUCCUGGGCCUCUUCUUCAUCCUGUCGCGCUACAAGCAGCAGCAGCAGCAGCAGCAGCAGUACUACCAGUCCCUGGUGGAGCUCAGCCAGCAGGCCGCCGGCCUCAAGACGCAGGACAUGCAGUCCAGCCUCACAGCGCGGUGUGCCAGUCCUGCGGCCCCCGGGGGCCCCGGAGGCCCCGGGUCCCCACAGAAGAAGAACACGAGGCUGCCGGGCCCCUCCAGAGCCUCUGCUGCGGGCAGCGGGGCCCCCAGGAGCCCCGGCUCCUCCAACCUCAGCCGCCGCAGCCAGAGCUUCAGCAGCAUCGACCGGACCCAGCCGCCGCAGUACCACGAGCGAGAAGCGGUGCGCGGCCCCCCGGUACCGGACGGGCUGAGCGGGGGCGGAGCCAGUGGGCCGGCGCCGGCCUCCGCCAUCCCCUCGCCCGCCACCGGCAAGUCGUGGCGCAGCAAGUCCAUGAACCUGAAGCACAGCGCCACGGCGUCGGCGCCGCCGGGCUCCGAAGGCGGGUCGGCCGGCGCCGCCGGGCCCCAGAGGUCCAUGCUGGAGAAGUUCCGCCUGAUCAACCCGAGGUCGGCGUCGCGGGCCGAGAUGUCUCUGCGGGAGGAGGACGACAUGUCGGAGUACGGCGAGGAGGACGGCGGCGCCGAGACCGCCGAGACCGGCAGAACCUCCUCUUCCUCCAACUCCUCCUCUUCGCUGCCAAAGGGGUCGGCCGGCGCCGGAAGGUCCAAAGACAAGGAGGACAAGAGCCGGUCCGGUCGACCCUCCAAAGAGGCGCCGCUCGCCGCCGCCGCCAGGAAGACCUCCAAGAUGGCGAGCCUCAUCCCCAAGGGGGGCAAGCCGGCGCCCGGGAAGAAGGACGGCGCCGCCCCCUCGGCCUUCAGCGGCAUCCCCAAGGUGGGCCUCAAAGCUCCGCCCACGCCGACCUCCACGCCGACCUCCAGGCCGCGCAGCCAGAGCCACGCCCCCCUCGCCAAGGGGGGGCCGGGCGGGAGCUUCUACAGCCAACGGCCCGCCGGGGGCCCGGAGGGCCGGAGGACCAGCAUGACCUCCUCCAACAGCACCUCCGCCCUGUCGGGGUCCGCUGGGAUGAUGGGAGCAGGAGGAGGAGGAGGAGCAGGAGGAGGAGGAGCAGGAGGAGCAGGAGGAGCAGGAGCAGGAGGAGGAGGAGGAGGAGGAAGAGGAGCAGGAGGAGCAGGAGGAGGAGGAGGAGCUCUGGGAGGGAACGGAGUGGUUCAGCUCCCCCAGCAGCAGCACCACAGCCACCCCAACACGGCCACCGUGGCCCCCUUCAUGUACAGGACCUACUCAGAGAAUGACUGCUCCCUGGUGACCCCUGGUGACCCCUGCCUCAGCCCCACCAAGGGGGAGCUGGUCUACAGCAAGACCGCCAAGCAGUGCCUGGAGGAGAUCUCAGGUGAGGACCCUGAGACCCGACGCAUGAGGACGGUGAAGAACAUCGCCGACCUGCGGCAGAAUCUGGAAGAAACCAUGUCAAGUCUCCGGGGGACACAGAUCAGCCACAGUACUCUAGAAACCACCUUCGACACCACGGUGACCACCGAGGUAAAUGGGCGGAGCCUACCAGCCCUCGCCACACGCUCCUCCCCCAUGGCCUGGCGCCUGGGCCAAUCGCAAACCCCGCGCCUCCAGGCGGGCGACGCCCCCUCGCUGCCCAGCAGCUACGCCGCGCCCAGGGCGAGCACCGCGAGCGCCGGCACCACCACCGGGCGCUACAGCGGGCACUCGGACCCCUCCAGGUACCUCACCGACGGCGGCCUCCACCUGUACGAGCGGACCGCCGGCCGAGCCUCCGACGCCCCCACCGCCGCCACCGCCUCCCGAGAAGCGUCCCAGAGAGGCAGCAGAGAGGUGCAGGGCGACGUCGACAGCUGGGACGACAGCAGCUCGGUGAGCAGCGGCCUGAGCGACACGCUGGACAACAUCAGCACCGACGACCUCAACACGCCCGCCGCCGCCGGCUCGCCGCGCAAGAGCAAGGGAGCGCAGUCCCAGAAGGGAAGCAGGUCCAAGCAUGCAGAGCCCGAGGUGAGCAGCAGCUGGGCCGGAGCCGAGGACCUGAAGAAGGUGGAGGAGGAGCUGGAGGCGAGCAUGGAGCCCGGCUCCUCCCGCUGGAAGGCCUCCUCGUCCUCCUCCUCUUCCGCUCAAGCCCAGAGUCAGUACGAGGAGGCGGGGCAGAAGGCCGCCGCACUGGCCCAGAUGUCCCAGACGGGCUCGUGGAGGCGGGGCAUGACGGCCCAGGUCGGCAUCACGCCACCCAGGACCAAGGGAACCUCCCCGGCCCACAAGACCCCAGGCAAAACCGAUGACGCCAAAGCCUCGGAGAAGGGCAAGGCCCCUUCCAAGGGUCCGGCCGCCAUCCAGCGCUCGCCCUCCGAUGCCGGGAAGAGUAGCGGAGACGAAGGUAAGAAGCCUCCCUCCGGCAUCGGGCGCCCAGCCACCACGGCGUCUUUUGGAUACAAGAAGAUCCCGGGGGCCGGCGGUACCCUCAUCACCUCCAGCGGGGCCACGCUGGCCAGCGGCUCCGCCCCCCUGGGCAAGGCACCCAAAUCCUCCUCCGCCGCCCUGGGCAAGGCGCCCAAAUCCUCCUCCGCCGCCCUGGGCAAGGCGCCCAAAUCCUCCUCCGCCGCCCUGGGCAAAGGCGCGGGCGGCGUGCGCAAGACCAGCUUGGACGGCUCGCAGCCCGAGGACGACGGCGUCCUGCUCGGCUGCAGCGGCUCCAAACUGACCCUGCAGUACCGGUCUCUGCCCAGACCGGCCAAAUCCUCCAACGUGAGCGGCAAGGCGGCGGCGGCGCAAGCGGGCGCCAAGCGCAAGGACGGGAAAGCGGGCUCCGACCGCUGCAGCCCCGCCACCGCCAACCAGACGGACAAGGAGAAGGUGGCGGUGUCGGACCAGGACGCCGCCACGGCGGGACUGUCCACCUCGGCCAAGUCCAGCCCCACCUCCAGUUCAACGGGCCAAUCGGGACUCAGGCAGCCCGGAUCCAAGUACCCGGACAUCGCCUCCCCUACGUUCCGCAGCAUGCCUCUUGACAGAAACACGCUUCCCAAAAAGGGACUGAGGUACCCUCCGUCCUCCCGCCAGGCGUCCCAGGAGGAGGGGAAUGAGUGGCUGCGGUCCCAUUCCACCGGCGGGCUGCAGGACACCGGCAGCCAGUCGCCACUGUCGCCUCCGCCCUGCAGCAACACGGGGAAACACCACUACUCCAGCCUGGUGAGCCCCACCAGCACCGGCCAGUACAGCCUGCCGCCGGGCGGCACCGGCAUGAGCCGCUCCAACAGCAUCCCGGCCCAGGACUCCUUCGACCUGUACGGGGAGGGCCAUCCACUAGGGGGCAGCGCCACCUCCCUGGAGGACCGGCCGAGGGCCAUCAGCCGCUCCGGCUCCUUCAGGGACAGCACCGACGAAGUCCACGGCUCUUCUCUGUCUCUGGUGUCCAGCACGUCUUCGUUGUACUCAGCGACGGAGGAGAAAGCUCAUUCAGAGGGCCAAACCAUCCAGAACUCCACGCAAAUCAGAAAGCUCCGCCGGGAGCUGGACGCGUCGCAGGAGAAGGUGGCGACCCUGACGUCCCAGCUGUCUGCCAACGCUCACCUGGUGGCGGCCUUCGAGAAGAGCCUGAGUCACAUGACCUGCCGCCUGCAGAGCCUCACCAUGACGGCCGAACAAAAGGAAACGGAGUUGGUUGAGUUGAGGGAAACCAUCGAGGGGCUGAAGACCCAGAACACCGACGCGCAGACCGCCAUCCAGGUGGCGCUCAACGGCCCGGACCACCUGCACAAAGAGCUGCGGAUCCGCCGGCAGCACUCGUCAGAGAGCAUGUCCAGCAUCAACAGCGCGGCCAGCCACUCCAGCAUGGGCAGCCUGGGCAAGGACGCCGAGGACAAGAAGAAGAAGAAGAAGAGCUGGGUGGCCGACUCCAUCCCGGCUCAGCUGCGCAGCUCCCUGAAACACGCCUUCAGCAAGAAGAAGAAUAAAUCCCAGUCGGCGCCGGACGAGUCAGAGGAGAUGAGCGACUCGCGGCCGCCGUCGCCCCGUCUGCAGCGGCAGGCCGGCGGCGCCGCGCUGCACGGCUCGGCCUCCACCGCCGAGCUCUGUGAAUGCACCGAGGCCGAGGCCGAGACCAUCCUCCUGCUCAAGAACGAGCUGAGGGAGAAGGAGCUCAAGCUGACGGACAUCCGCCUGGAGGCGCUAAGCUCCGCCCACCACCUGGACCAGAUCCGAGAGGCCAUGAACCGCAUGCAGAACGAGAUCGAGGCGCUGAAGGCGGAGAACGACCGCCUGAAGUCCAGCGGCAACGCCACGCCCACAGCCACGCCCACAGCCACGCCCCCCAAGAGCGCCCGGCCGCCCUCCGAGACCUCCAGCACGUCCUCGUCCUCCUCCCGCCAGUCCUUGGGGCGGUCGCUCAACAACCUGAACAUCACGGACAGCAUCAUGGCAGAUAUUCUGCUGGACGACGGCUACGAGGGCAACCUGCGCAAAGAGGGCCGCACUGUGCGGAUCGUGGUCGCCAUCGGCAACGGGCCGUACGGCACCAAGGGUACUCAGGGCCAGGCGUACCUGAUCGGGUCCAUCGGCGUGAGCGGUAAAACCAAGUGGGACGUCCUGGACGGGGUCAUCCGCCGCCUGCUCAAGGAGUACCUGUUCCGGGUGGACCCUCUGACCAGCCUGGGGCUCAGCUCCGACAGCAUCGUCUCCUACAGGAUAGGAGAGGUACUGCGCUCCCACGCCUCCCAAGUGCCUGAGCUGCUGCCCUGCGGCUACCUGGUGGGAGACAACAACGUCAUCAAGGUCAACCUCAAGGGUGUGAAGGAGAACAGCAUCGACAGCCUGGUGUUUGACACGCUGAUCCCAAAGCCCAUCAUCCAGCGGUACCUCAACCUGCUGAUGGAGCAUCGGCGCAUCAUCCUCUCCGGACCCAGCGGCACCGGCAAAUCCUUCAUGGCCGCCAAGCUGGCCGAGUACAUCCUCUCCCAGAUGGGGCAGCCGGUGACGGAGCACAACGUGGCCAGCUUCAACGUGGACCACAACUCCAGCAAGGACCUGCGUCAGUACCUGUCCAGCCUGGCGGAGCAGUGCGGCUCCGAGGACGCGGACUCCGAGCCGCCCACCGUGGUGAUCCUGGACAACCUGCACCACGUCGGCUCCCUCGGAGACAUCUUCAACGGCUUCCUCAACUGCAAGUACCACCGAUGCCCGUAUGUCAUCGGCACCAUGAACCAGGGGGUCUCCUCUUCUCCCAACCUGGAGCUGCACCACAACUUCAGGUGGGUGCUGUGCACCAACCACACGGAGCCCGUCAAAGGCUUCCUGGGCCGCUUCCUGCGGCGGAAGCUGAUCGAGACGGAGAUCCAUAAGAACAUGCGCAGCAACGACCUCAUCAAGGUCAUCGACUGGAUCCCCAAGACCUGGCAGCACCUCAACGGCUUCCUGGAGGCACACAGCUCCUCCGACGUCACCAUAGGCCCCCGGCUCCUCCUGUCCUGCCCCAUGGACGUAGAAGGCUCUCGGGUCUGGUUCACCGACCUGUGGAACUACUCUCUGGUGCCCUACCUGCUGGAGGCCGUCAGGGAGGGGCUGCAGCUCUACGGCAAGCGAGUGGCGUGGGAGGACCCGUCCAAGUGGGUGAAGGACACGUUCCCGUGGAGCGCCGCCGCCCUGCAGCCGGACGGCCAGGCGCUGCUGCAGCUGAGGCCGGAGGACGUGGGCUACGACGGCUACAGCGCCUCCAAGGAGGGGGCCGCCUCCAAGCAGGUGUCCCAGAGCGACACCGAGGGAGACCCCCUGAUGAACAUGCUGCUGCGGCUGCAGGAGGCGGCUAACUACUCCAGCACGCAGAGCUGCGACAGCGACAGCACCAGUCACCAUGACGACCAGCUGGACUCCUCGCUGGAGUCGGCGCUAUGAGACCCCGAAGUCUGGACCCUGAACCCUGAACCUGACCCCGAACCAGGAACCUGACCCCUGACCCCGACCAGACUCCUCCCAUAGUGCACAGGUGUAUGAAAAGUUGUAUUUCAAAUGUUACGCCCGCCAUUUAAAAGAAACACUCAUAUGUUUACAUUACAAUGGUGCAAUAUUAACCAUUAAACGCCUUUAUGUUUUUAGCGUACCCCACCAUGCCGGUUGGACCGGAUAUAUUUUAAAGGUUAAUGUUGAACAUUUGCGGAUAUAACUUUUCAUACGUGUGCUGGAGGUUCCUCUGCCGGCAUGAGAUGUUUACAGGGAAGGUUCUGUUGUUGAUGUCUGUCCUUGUUUACAGAGGUGCUACACACACACACACACACACUGUCCUUUAAUCUGAGGCUCUGAUUGGUUCCCUCCUCCCGUGUGAUCAACAAUCCAGCCAUCCCACCCAGAGCGUCGAUCUCCCACAAUGCACCGCUCCUCUCCCGUUGUGAUGGUGGUGACGGUGGUCAGCAGCUUCAUCUCAGCUGAAGAACCAUAGCAUUCACUCUGGUCUGAGGGGUGGUCUCCUUCUUCUUUUUUUGGGGGUGAAACAUUUGUCCUUAAAUGUUUUAUAUUUUGUACAUUUCUAUGUAACAUAUCAUGUAAAUAGACAGAGACAGUGAUUUAACUCAUCUGGAGGAUUUUGUAGUCUUUGUAAAGCCCUAAUAAAUGGUAUUUGGUGUCACACGAGCAAACGGCAUGCUGA
Pseudoliparis swirei is the source of this 6869-nucleotide messenger RNA. RefSeq names its product neuron navigator 3 (gene nav3). NCBI's taxonomy places the organism in Eukaryota, Metazoa, Chordata, Actinopteri, Perciformes, Liparidae. The transcript is spliced from 38 exons. The record is from RefSeq and is a predicted model, not a curated record. Gene Ontology annotation, molecular function: ATP binding; ATP hydrolysis activity; protein binding. The coding region runs from base 83 to 6121 and encodes 2012 amino acids. Gene Ontology annotation, biological process: nervous system development; neurogenesis.